AUGUAUUCAAAUCACAAUGUGCAGCGAUUGGCCGAUCAACUUGCACCUUCACGGACGAUACGACCUCCACGUUAUUAUAUGCUCGAUACAGAAAAGCCCAAAUACCAGAAAUAUACCCCACUUAAUCAAUUCAGUCAACUAAGCCAAUUCAACGAGUUCAACCAACUCAACCAGGAUAUCCAAGACAAUCGACUUAGCCAAGAUAUCCAGGACAACAACGAGGGCAGCCAACACGUAGAUCAAUUGUCCGAAUUAACUAAUGCAAUAAGGCAGCUAGAAAGAAGAUUGGCUGCUCGAUUGGAUUCUGUUGAAGCUAGUAUUCUGUAUAAUAAGAUCCCCUCACAUGAACCGACAGAGGCAAGGAAAUACGCGUAUGGUAAUGAGCCUAGAGCAUCUCCUUGUCAAUGCACUUGUGCCCACAAAAAUCCAACUACAUCAUCAAACUCGCACUCUUCACCCAGCUUUACACCCGAAACGGAUGUCCGUCUUCCGACAACUGAACCCGAAGUUCCGGAAAACUUUAUGUCGCGCUCUUCUUCCCCAGUACCAAUCAUCAGAGGGAAUCAUAAACGAAAACAAGUUAAUCCAUGCCUAACAACACGAUUUGUCUCUCCUGAGAGAACGGUUUAUGCACAAGUGGCUCGUCGUAGUUGCCAGUGGAAAAACUGUGAAAAGACAGGAUUGACACUUGUUGAACUGAAAAAUCAUAUUGUGUACGAUCACAUUGAGCCCAAAGGAAUGGCUUAUACUCAUUGUUUUUGGAAAGAAUGUAAUUCUUAUGGAAAGAAUUUUAGUAGGCUAUGUGGGAUUUUGUCACACAUCAGAUAUCACACUGGCGACAUACCUUACAAAUGUCAUAUUCUGAAUUGUAGAAAAGGAUUUUACCGCCGAUUUCACCUUGAGAAGCACCUACCCAUGCAUACCAAGCAAUCCAAAUCAAUAAUAUGCCCACACAGAAAAUGUGGCAUCAUUUUCAAGUUACCCUCCGACUUUGUAUCUCAUAUUGAGAAAGAGCACGAAGACAACUGGGAUGAUCUCCCAGUGAGAAAAAGUAUUUAUCCAAACAAGAGUGAAAAGGAAAAUGAUAGCAGAAGACGAAGAUGA
Molecule: messenger RNA, 1104 nt
Organism: Phycomyces blakesleeanus NRRL 1555(-)
Lineage: Eukaryota; Fungi; Mucoromycota; Mucoromycetes; Mucorales; Phycomycetaceae
Product: C2H2-type zinc finger transcription factor
Exons: 5
Coding region: 1-1104 (367 amino acids)
Biological process (GO): regulation of transcription by RNA polymerase II
Cellular component (GO): nucleus
Molecular function (GO): RNA polymerase II cis-regulatory region sequence-specific DNA binding; DNA-binding transcription factor activity, RNA polymerase II-specific
Source: RefSeq, a predicted model, not a curated record